AUGCCCAGCAGAAACACCGAGCCCUACGUCCUUUACUCCCACAGGAAGGCCUCCUCCAUGAUCUCAGAGAGCCACUUCAAGUCCUACAACAGCGACGACGACGAGCUGGACUGUUUCAAUCCUGAGCUGCUUCAGGUCAAGAAGAAACCAUACUUUGCUGUCAACGAAAACGACCAGAGCUUUGUCAACCAGAAGAGGAAGCUAUCCAAGUCUAUAAUGAGAUCCAGAUCCAGAUCAAAUUCUUCCCUAUCUUAUACCCAUUUCUCCCACUCGAUAUCCACCAUCGAGUCUGAAUCCCAGCUCUUGACCUUGCUCAAAAACGACUUGAUCAAAUUGGAAAAACUUUACACUGAUGAGUUAGUUAAAACCUCUCAAUAUUCUUAUGAACAAGAAAACCUUGAAAAAGAACUAUUAAACAAAGAAAAGGCUUUGUUGAACCAGUCAACCCAAAUUCAAAACAUAUCAAGACUAAAAAGGGACUUGGAAAAAAAACUAAAAUUGGAACUAGAAUUGCAUGAGAACGAUUACUCAAAUUGGUUAGAUGAAAAAUACAAUUAUGAACUAAAAAUAAAAAAUUUGCAAAACAAAAUUAAAGAAGAUGAGUUUUUAAUUCAGGAACUAUCAAGUUCGAAUUUCAAUUUGAAUCCGAAAUUAAAUUUAAAAUACGAAAACAAAUUAUUACUUGAAGAUAAUUCCUUCAACUCUUUAAACGACUCUUUUAAUAAAUCUUUAACUAAAUCGCUCAACAAUUCUUUUAAUUCUACUCAAAAUGAUAUGAGUUUUGAAAAUGAUAACUCAAAUUUUUACAACAUUUCUUCAUCAAAUAACGAUCUCGAUCUCGAUAAUAAUAAUAAUAAUAAUAAUAAUAAUAAUAAUAUCAAAUUAACUGUCCUCAAAACGAAACUAAACUCGCUCAAUCAAAGUCUUCAGGCUGAAAAGAAUAACGUAAAAUUACUAAAAGAUAAUUUGAAAUUUAAAAAUAUUGAAAAUAAAAAAUUAAAUGAAAAAAAUGUAAUUUUAAAACAAAAUUUAAGCAAUUUAAACAACUUAAACAACUCAAAUUCAAAUUCAAAUUCAAAUUCAAAUAAUAAACAAAAUCUAAAUGUUGAUGAUUAUUUGAAUGAUCUAGACUCAAAAUCAAUAAUUUCAUACUCAAACUCGGUUUUAUCAAAACUAGAUGAUGAAAUUAAUAAUAAUGAUAACGAAACAGAUAAUGAUAACGAUAACAUUAUCUCCAAGAACGAAAAAAUUAAAAAAAUUAUAUCAAAUGAUAACAACAACGAUAAAGCUAUAUCAAACUAUUUCGCAAACUCUCUAGAUUAUGAAUUGAAAAAUCUUAAGCUAUACGAUGCCUCUUCUCUCAUGUCCGAAACCGUAUCCCAACAAAUCUCUGACAUAGAAAAACAAUACAAAUUACAAACUCAACAACUACUAAAUACUCAGUUCCAACUAAAAAGUCUUAAAAAUGAAAACAGACAACUAUAUCUAUUAUUAAAUCAACUAUUAAAUCACUCUCAAAAUCAAACUAACGUAACCAACAAUAUAAUCAAUAUCAAUAACAACGUUAUAAAUCAAAACAACUCUCUAAAUUUAAGUUUAAAUUUAAAUCCAAAGAACUCAAAUUCGGAACUUGAAAAACAAAUAGCUGAUCAAAGUAAAAAAUUUUUAGCUGAAAGGAAAAUUCUUAGAAUUCAAUCAAAUCAAGUCUUCAACUCUCUCGAUAAACCUUAUAUAAAGAGAGCUUUAUCAAGCAAUAUAAAUUCAGUUUAUUCAAUGGAUGAUAAAUCAUCAGGUUUAAAAAAUAAAAUAUCCAUUAAUAAAGAAAACAUUGAAAAUACCCAAAAUACUCAAUCAACUGACAACCAUGAUUUAUCAACCGAUACCAUUAAAACUAUUGAAGAACUCAAGACUCCCAAAAUCAGAAGAACCAGUUUUGUAACAAAUAACUCAAAGACAUUAUCAACAACUAAAACAUCUAGAAUUAACCUGAUCGGAACCAUGAUAAUUCCUUGUGGUCCAAUAGUUAGGGAAAAUGACAAUAAUUAUAAAAAAGUCUCUGAGCCGCGAAAGAGUUUAGUUCGGCGGAAUAAAGGCAAGAAUUACUCGAUUCCUGUCUUGAAUAUUCAAAAAACUAGAAAAAGUAUAAGUAAAAGUAGAAACAGAAAAAAAAGAAAAUAUAACAAUGGAGAAAGCGAUGAUGAGCAAGACAAUGAAUCCUCAAUAUUUUUCUUUAAAGAUACUUUAAAUCAAAAAAAACCUAUUAACGUUAAUCCUAUAAAAAUCAAUCCUGAAAACUAUCGUUCAACAAUUGACGAUAUUAAAUUAAAUAUUGAUAUAAAGAAGACCUCAUCUGAUUUGAAUGUCAUUGAUAGUGAUGAUGAAUUUGACAUAUCUAACAUUUCAGCAUCAACAAAUUUUAACAAUAGUAUUAAUGAUAGCAAUUUAUCAAUGGCGACCCUGACAUUGGAUAAUAUUCGCAAAAGAGAUAAAUCAAUAAUUUUUGCUCCAAUUGAAGAAAUUAAUAAGACAAUUUUCAAAAAUUUUAAAUUUAAAUUUUUUAAAAGUUGCAAAAUACAUUUAUUUAAUUGUAACUGUGAUGAACAAUUAAAAAAAAACCCUGCCAAACUUUUAUUGAGAAACGUCGCCCUCCAUAGGGGUGAUGUAAGUUAUAUGGACUUGAAUGUUGAUUGA
Messenger RNA from Ascoidea rubescens DSM 1968, 2691 nucleotides. RefSeq lists its product as uncharacterized. The transcript has a single exon. The record is from RefSeq and is a predicted model, not a curated record. NCBI's taxonomy places the organism in Eukaryota, Fungi, Ascomycota, Saccharomycetes, Ascoideales, Ascoideaceae. Bases 1 to 2691 code for a protein of 896 amino acids.